GGCGGCCGCGGGAGAGUCUCUGCGAGCGGCUGCCGCGGCUCUGAAGGGUCGCGGCGAAAGUGGGGGGGAAAGGAGGCUCCAAGACCUGCGUUACCCCUUCUGCGGCGAGGAUUCACCCUCGCUCGCCGGGAAAGAUGUCGGAUACCAAGGUGAAAGUGGCCGUCAGAGUCCGGCCCAUGAACAGGCGAGAGUUGGAGUUGAAUACCAAGUGUGUUGUGGAAAUGGAAGGGAAUCAGACUGUCUUGCAUCCUCCGCCUUCAAACAACAAGCAAGGAGAAAGCAGAUCAACAAGUUGUGUUUAAGUGCCUUGGAGAAGGAAUUCUUGAGAAAGCCUUUCAGGGAUAUAAUGCUUGCAUUUUUGCAUAUGGACAAACAGGCUCAGGAAAAUCCUUCUCUAUGAUGGGAAAUGCGGAGCAGUUGGGUCUGAUCCCACGGCUCUGCUGUGCUUUAUUUCAGAGAAUCACUUUAGAACAAAAUGAUUCACACACUUUUAAAGUAGAGGUGUCUUAUAUGGAAAUAUAUAAUGAAAAGGUCAGAGAUCUACUUGACCCUAAAGGGAGUCGGCAAUCCCUCAAAGUUCGUGAGCAUAAAGUUUUGGGUCCAUAUGUAGAUGGUUUGUCUCAACUAGCUGUUACUUGCUUUGAAGAUAUAGAAUCACUAAUGUCAGAAGGAAAUAAGUCCCGGACGGUUGCAGCAACCAACAUGAACGAAGAAAGCAGCCGCUCUCAUGCUGUAUUUAAUAUUAUCAUCACUCAAACACUUUAUGAUCUGCAGUCUGGCAACUCUGGAGAGAAAGUGAGCAAAGUUAGCCUGGUUGAUCUGGCUGGUAGCGAGAGAGUAUCUAAAACAGGAGCUGCAGGAGAACGUUUGAAGGAAGGCAGCAACAUAAACAAGUCCCUUUCAACACUAGGUUUGGUUAUUUCAUCCCUUGCAGACCAAGCAGCAGGAAAGGGGAAAAAUAAAUUUGUGCCUUACCGAGAUUCUGUACUCACUUGGCUUCUCAAGGACAAUUUGGGAGGAAACAGCCAAACAGCUAUGAUAGCUACAAUCAGUCCAGCAGCUGAUAAUUAUGAAGAAACAUUGUCUACGUUGAGAUACGCAGAUAGAGCUAAAAGGAUAGUAAAUCAUGCUAUAGUGAAUGAGGAUCCCAAUGCUAGGGUUAUCCGAGAACUACGGGAAGAAGUAGAGAAGCUGAGAGAGCAACUUUCUCAGGCAGAGUCUAUGAAAGCACCAGAAUUAAAGGAAAAAUUGGAGGAAUCUGAAAAACUAAUAAAAGAACUCACCAUUACCUGGGAAGAGAAAUUAAGAAAAACUGAAGAAAUUGCACAGGAAAGACAAAAGCAAUUAGAGAGCAUGGGCAUUUCUCUUGAAUCUUCAGGCAUCAAGAUGGGAGAAGACAAAUGUUAUCUGGUGAAUUUAAAUGCAGAUCCUGCUCUCAAUGAAUUGUUGCUUUAUUAUUUAAAGGACCACACCAGGGUUGGUGCGGAUACCUCACAGGACAUACAGCUAUUUGGGAUAGGAAUUCAACCAGAACAUUGUGAGAUAGACAUUGCACUAGAUGGAGAAGUUUCUCUCUCACCAAAAGAAAAUGCAAGAUCAUGCGUGAAUGGCACACUGAUAUGUUCCGUGACUCAGCUGUGGCACGGAGAUAGAAUCUUAUGGGGGAACAACCACUUUUUUAGAAUUAAUCUUCCUAAGAGAAAGCGUCGAGAUUGCUUUAAAGACUCUGAAAAAGAAAAAGAACAUGAAACAGAACUGGAUUUAGAUGCAGCCAGCGAAGCUUCUUCAGAACCAGACUAUAACUAUGAAUUUGCACAAAUGGAAGUUAUAAUGAAAAUGCUAAACAGCAAUGAUCCAUUGCAAAAUGUGGUCCAGGUAUUGGAGAAACAAUAUUUGGAAGAAAAACGUAGUGCUUUGGAAGAGCAGCGGAUAAUGUAUGAGCGGGAGCUGGAACAGCUCAGGCAACAGCUUUCUCCAGAGAGGCGUUAUCAGCAGUGUGAUGGCAGCCUUUCAGAUGGUACCCAGACUGUUCAGCAGAAGAUAAACCUCUGGUCAGAAGAAAGAGAUGAAUUAUUUCGACAAAGCUUGGCAAAACUAAGAGAACAAAUAGUUAAAGCCAAUGCAUUAGUAAGGGAAGCGAACUUUUUAGCUGAAGAAAUGAGCAAGCUAACAGAUUAUCAAGUCACACUUCAGAUCCCUGCUGCUAACUUGAAUGCCAACAGAAAAAGAGGAGCAAUUGUCAGUGAACCAGCUAUUCAGGUAAAAAGAAAAGGAAAAAGCACUCAGGUGUGGACCAUUGAAAAGCUAGAAAACAAAUUAAUUGAUAUGAGAGAAUUAUAUCAAGAAUGGAAAGAGAAAUUUCAGGAGAUGAAAAGACUCACGGGAAAAAGAGGCGACCCUUUCUAUGAAGCCCAAGAAAAUCACAAUUUAAUUGGCGUAGCAAACGUCUUUUUGGAGUGCCUUUUCUGUGAUGUUAAGCUUCAGUAUGCAUUACCAAUAAUUAGUCAACAAGGAGAGGUGGUAGGCCGUCUGCAUGUUGAAGUGAUGCGUGUCACUGGUGCUGUCCCAGAACGUGUUAUGGAAGGAGACGAUUCUUCUGAAAACUCUAGUGAAAGUGGAAGCUUAGAAAUCAUGGAUAAUAAUGGAGAAAUUAUUCACAGACCAAAAAAAUUCACAUGCAGGGUAAAAAUCAAAGAAGCAACGGGACUACCACUGAAUCUUUCAAACUUUGUCUUUUGUCAAUAUACCUUCUGGGAUCAGUGUGAACCAACUGUUGCAGCACCAGUUGUCGAUCCAGAUGUGCCUUCACCUCUGGGCAAAGAUGUCCAAUUUACAGUGACUUUCUCUCAUUGUAGGGAUUAUGUGGUGAAUGUAACAGAGGAAUUUCUGGAGUUCAUUGCGGAUGGAGCUCUUGCUAUUGAGGUCUGGGGUCACAGAUGUGCUGGAAAUGGGACCUCCAUAUGGGAAAUAGAUUCUCUUCGUGCAAAAUCUAGAACCUUGAGAGACAGGUGGAAUGAAGUAACACGUCGAAUAGAAAUGUGGGUUUCAAUUCAAGAACUAAAUGAAAUUGGUGAUUAUGCAGCUGUGGAGCUUCACCAGGCAAAAGAUGUAAACACAGGAGGAAUUUUACAACUUAGACAGGGUCAUUCUCGUAGAGUCCAUGUGGUAGUUAAGCCAGUGCAACACUCAGGAACAUUGCCCCUUAUGGUUGAAGCUAUUCUGUCUGUGUCCAUUGGCUGUGUGACUGCCAGAUCAACCAAAUUGCAACGGGGCUUAGACAGUUACCAGAAAGGAGAUGAUGAUGAUGGUGAUAUGGAUAGUUAUCAGGAGGAAGAUUUGAACUGUGUAAGGGAGAAGUGGUCAGAAGCGCUAAUCAAACGCAAAGAAUAUUUAGAUGAGCAAAUUAAAAAAAUCAACAAUAAAGAAGGGUCCCUCCUCCUGGAAUGGAAACACAUGUCCCUGUACUUUUCCUUGAUCUAAACGCUGAUGAUCUUAGUGCCAACGAACAGCUAAUAGGUCCACAUGCAUCAGGAGUGAAUUCAAUACUACCAAAGGAGCAUGGAAGUCAGUUUUUUUAUUUGCCGAUAAUAAAGCACAAUAAGGAUGAGAUUUCAGCCACUGCAGCCUGGGACUCUUCUGUACAUGAUUCAAUUCACCUAAACAGAGUAACACCUCAAAAUGAGAGAAUAUAUUUGAUUCUGAAAAUUACAGUCCAACUCAGCCAUCCUGCUGCAAUGGAAUUAGUGUUACGUAAAAGGAUUGCUGUUAAUAUUUAUAAUAGGCAGGUAUCUUCUAGUCGAUUAGAUCUUUCUGGCUGUGAUGAAGAUAAGGUUUGGCUGGAAGGUCAUCUAGAUGCCAUAGACUGUUCUAGUUAUCAAGAUAUAUCAUGUUAUGGUACUUUACCAAGGGAUUCGCCUCAUAAAAAUAAAGAUAACAAUGAGAAUCUACAGACAUCAAGUAUCAGUUCAUUUAAAGCUUUCGCUCCACAACCACCCAAAUUUUUCAAACCAUUAAUGCCAGUGAAAGAAGAGAACAAAAAGGCCUCUCUGGAGACGCAGCCUCUACUUAGCAAAGAGAGCAUGCCAUCAUCUCAGGUAUAUAAUGCUGAUUGUGUUGUGUUGUCGUCAGGAAAUAAUGGCAAUAGCAUGCCAUUAGAACUCAAUAACAUACAAGAGGCAAAGACUCAGGACUCUGAGGAAGAUGAUGAUUUGGAGAUUAAUAACAAGAAACCCUAUGUGCCCGUGGAAUUUGCUGACUUCAGUGUUUACAAUGCUAGUCUGGAAAAUAAGGAAUGGUUAUCCAAUAAAGGAGAUUGUACAAACUCUUGUGUUACUGAGAAAGAAGUAUCUCGUAGCCCCACCACAAGCAGUAUUACAAGUGGCUAUUUUUCUCAUAGUGCCUCUAAUGCAACUUUAUCAGAUAUUCUUAUUCCAUGUAGUGAAAGCACGGACCAACUAGCCAAUCAGACGAGGGAUUUGGAUUCAAAUGACCAUUCUGUAGCACACCUAACCCAUGUUUUGAAAUCAUCAAACCAAGGAGCUUCAGAGGGAGAAAGGGACUUUGCUAAAUGUAAAAAAACAGUAUCGCCAAUCACAGGAACUUGUGCCUUAGCAACAGAAGUUCAAGUGUCUGAAAGCACAAGUGUAAAUGCUCCAGGGUUACAGUGUUCCUCUUUGGAUUCCUCCACUAACAAACUUGAGAUUGAAUUUCCAUCUCGAGAAGCAACAGUUGAGCACAUUUCAAAUGUUUUUGAGGAUCAUGCAUUUACAGAAUUCAUGGGUGUUGAUGACGCAAAAGAAUUUGAAUGUUCCACAAGUAUAACUUCUAACAGAAAAAAACAGUUCUUAGUAGCUGGAAUGAACUCUGUCAUAUCUUUCUCAAAAGAUGUUCAUGACCAAGAUAGUGCUUUCAGCUGUCUGGAAUCCGGAUCGGUGGAAUAUGAGCUGUCAAGUAGUGUUGAAAAUCCUUCGUUGAACGCCAGAGAAAAAGAGUCUUCCAAUUGCCAGCAGUGUGCAACUCUCCCAGCAGGUGAUUUCGUUAGAAAAAAUCAUUUAGAUGUCCCACAUUCUGAAGAUACUAUUUCUGAAGGACAUCCUAACUGGUUGACAGUAGGGGAGCAAGUAUAUAUUGAUGAUAAUAAGACUGGCACAGUAAGAUACAUUGGCUCUGUGGAUUUUUCAACUGGUACUUGGGUUGGCAUUGAAUUACACAUUCAAAUGGGAAAACAUGAUGGAACUGUAAAAGGCAGAGAAUACUUCCAUUGCAAGCCACAACAUGGGAUAUUUGUUCGUCCCGAAUGCCUUGCUAAAUCACCAGCUCAAGUCAAGUUACGCAGUAGAACUUCACAAUCUCAGGUAUUGUCCAGUGUGGAAAAGUUGAAGAGUUCAACAUUUCAAGGAUCAUCCUCUCUCAAAGCAGAAGCCUUCUGUCAAUCAGGAGAUGCAGCAGCUUCUGCUUUUUCUAGAAAACAGGAGAUUAGGAAAUCUUGGAUUAACUGAAGUUGGUUUUGGUUUUGCACUUGCUGCACAUAUCACUGGGGGUUGGGGGGGGGACAGUUUUUUUCAAAACAGUUGUAGUUUUAAGAUGUAAUUGAAUGUUUGAAUCACAGAUACAAUUCUAUGGUUCUUUUUAAAAAAAAUAGACUAUGUUGACUGUGUAUCAUUUGUCUACCCGAAAGGCAAACACCGUUGCACACUAGAGUACAAUCCUAUCAUAAGCUGGAUAUGUACCCCGUUGAGCUCAAUUGGAUUCCUGAGAAUGGAUGUAUAUCAAUGCACUGUUUGUAGAUAAAACUGUGAGUUUUACUGAAUGUUGCUGAACAAAUUGGGUUACAUUUUAUACAGAAUAUUUUAUUGGAUGGAAAGGUCACGGGAUGUAAAUAUACAUCUGAGGGAAAACAUACAAUAUGUUAAUUACCAAAGAAUUUGUAUUAGAUUAAUACACAUGCUGUUUAUAUCAUGGUUUAAUGGUAUGGAUACGUUUUAACUGACAGCUUGGUGCCAUAUUUCUAGAGAUUAACACCUGGCAUCACGCUACCGUAUAUCUUUUGUUUAAUAUGAACACUGAAGAUACUGUUUUCACUUUGAUUUUAUGUUUUGUCUUCCUAUGGGCCUGCCACUGUGUCAACUUGACAUUUAUUGGAAAUAUUUAAAAUGCCUAAAUAUUGUACAUAUGGCAUUUUUGUGUGUGUACAUGCCAACCAGGCAUUCUAAAUGCAGGAACAGUAUUACUGCUUUUUAAAAACAUGGGCACAAGAAAGAAAAUAGCAGUACAGCAUCACAAGUACAAAAAAAUGCACUGUUUGUUGCUGGCUGUGUGACGAGAUUUGGGUAAAAUGUUCUGAGGUGAUUUCAUCUGUAAAUAUAUUUUUAUAUGAACUUGUAUUAUGCUUUGAGGGUUUUAGGGAAUUAUUCCAUGUAUAGAUACUAUGUUGGAUAUAUGUAAAGUAGCAAAUGGUUCAAGAAAAAGGAAAUAUGAAUGGCCUACUGUAGUUUUGACUUUUUAGAGAGUAAUUGAGAUAAUGGGACCUUAUGGACAAGCUGCUGCUACUGCUGUUUGAUUUGUAUGUAUAGUAAGCUAACUCCUAGUAUUUUGCAAUUAUUGUAAAGAAUGUAAUUUAUAUUCUAUUUCUGCUAUACUGUAUUUAAUUGGUAUAGGACAAUUGUGUUAGAAUACAGAGUGUUACUUCAGAUUUUUAUAAAUGUUUUUGCUUAUUUGAUUUUAUAUUCUGUAACAGACCAUUUUAUUAACUAAACUGUUCAGUAAUUCAAAUUUUAGCGUAUUCUAUACUUACGUCUGGAUACACUUUUUGAAGAUGAUAAAGUAUUAAAGUCGUAAAGUAUGUUCA
Molecule: messenger RNA, 6847 nt
Organism: Thamnophis sirtalis
Lineage: Eukaryota; Metazoa; Chordata; Lepidosauria; Squamata; Natricidae
Source: RefSeq, a predicted model, not a curated record